AUGCCAACUCAUUCAAAACUGAUCUUCCGUAAAAUCCCUCAGCGUGAAAGAGAAUCACAUGUGGUUAUAGAUUCAUCUCCGUCUUUAACAAAAACAUCGACAACAACACCAUUACUUUCAGAUUAUGAUUAUCAAGCACCACGUACAUAUCGUUCAUUAUCUCCACAAUCAAAAUGGGUUACAGUUCGUAAUAAUAUGCAUAGAAUUCGUUAUUUAGGUAAUAUGAAACGUAUGUCAAUUGUUGAUGAACCAAUUCGAGAUUGGUAUCUUUUUUUUCAAAUGAGACGUGAAUUAAAACGUGCUGAAGAACAAAUUCGUGCUAUUCAAAAUCGAACCGAUUUUACACCUGUUCGUCAUUUUAAGUUACCUAUUGAUGAAACACAUACUCGACGUUAUAAUGUCUCACAUGUUCGACCAACCGAUGGUAUUUAUUAUGCUGGUCUUGGUUCAGAACCAAUUGUUUUAGAAUAUUUACUUUAUUACUUCAGUAAAGAAUGCAAGGUACCAUAUGAUAGUAUAUUUUAUCCAUUUUUAUCGGAUGUUAAUUCCGUAUUAGCUGCAAAUCGACAACGUAUGAAUCGAGUUGUUGUUUAUCGAAAACUUGCAUUAAUUAUAACAUUAGUUGUUUUUAUUAUUAUUCUUAUUAUGUUUUUUUCAAUGAUAUUAAGUGUAUUAACGACAACAGCAAAUUUAAGACAAAUGUAUAAAAAUGCUCCUGAUGAAGAUAUGAAAUGGCGUGGUUCGAAAACAUUUCAAUCAAUCCAUUCGAUGAAUAAACCAAACUGA
Messenger RNA from Rotaria sp. Silwood2, 786 nucleotides. Lineage: Eukaryota; Metazoa; Rotifera; Eurotatoria; Philodinida; Philodinidae. The record is from the annotation of a GenBank genome assembly.